GAUGGCCGAUGCAAAUGACUUUCCGCGUCAACCUGUACCUGCUCUCACACAUGUGGCGACUCCGAAGAAAUCUAAAGACCUUCCUGUAGUGAUGCAAUUGGAACAAUUGCAACAGCUUGUCGAUAUCAAUGACAUUCAAAUGCAAUUACGGUUUUUGUUGGAGGAGGAGACCGAAGUGGAUCUCACCUUGGAUAACCUUAUGAAAGGACGCGCAGAUCUCGAAAACCACUUGAAAGCAUUGGACUCCAUGCGAUCAGAGAUAGGUUCACUUCGAAACGACGCAACUUCCCUUCUGACCGUACUAUCCGAGACCUCUACACUAGCGGAACGCAUUUCAGGCAAAGUUCGACAGCUAGACCUUGAGCAGUCUCGCGUGAAAGACACCAUGGGGCUUGUGGAGGAUAUCCAAGAGCUAAAGAAAUGUGCUGGUGGAGUGGAGGAGGCGCUGAACACGGGCGAUUACGAGCUGGCUGGGCACUACAUUUGCCGAUACUUGAGCUACGAUCCAACGGUGGUGGAGAAGAUCUUCUCUGGAGAUGCAGCAGAUAAUCUGUAUUUUUCUGGAACAACGAGUUUCGAUGACGCUAUCCAGCCAGGAAGAACACCUUUGGAAGUACUCAAAAACGCUCAGCAAUCCCUGAAAGAUAAGGCCAUGGAUGAGUUUGACAACGCCGUGCAAGCGGGCAAUGAGGAAAAUAUACUACGAUACUUUAAGAUCUUCCCGCUAGUUGGACACCAUGAGGUAGGCCUCGAUAAGUUUUCCGCCUAUAUUUGCGGGAGCAUAUCGCGGCAAUGCCAAGACAACAUGAGAGAAUCCGCUGACCGCCCGCAGUUCUACGCCGGUUUGCUUACCCGAUUAUUUGAGACCAUUGCAAUGGUGGUUGAUCGACAGGAAGCGAUGGUGGAUUCAACUUAUGGACCGGGCACUAUGCUGAGAGUCAUACAACGCCUGCAACGUGAGGCGGACAUCCAAAGUUCUAUCAUCCUGAAUUCGUUCACUGAGAAGCGACAGCUGCAGCGCAAGUUAGGGGAGGUGGCACGCUAUGAAGAAAGCGCUCGCAAGAAGCUAAAGCAGCCGCCCACCGAGAGCUUUCUAGAGCCGAGAGAGGUUGAUGGUAUUCUGAGUGAAAUUGCCCUCAUAUCUCAGAAGACGCGGAUAUUCAAUAGAUUCCUGCACGUUCGGGCCGAGGCUGAGAUUACGAAACUUCAUGAAACACCACUAAAACAUUCCGACUGGGCCACAAACCUUGAUGGCGAAGGAGAUGGUCUCGUAAAGGUCAGCAAGCUGGAUGAGUUGACCCAAAGGCUUAUGGACAACUAUGUGUCAUUGGAAGAAUACUUCAUUCGUCGCAGCAUCGAAAAGGCACUUUCCAUUGAUACAUAUGACAAAAACGACCUCACAUCAAGUUGCGUUGAAGACGUCUUCUUUAUUCUAAAGACAUGUACACGGCGAGCUUUGUCAACAUCAGACUCGAAUUGUAUAUGCGCGAUUAUCAACGGCAUUGGCAAGAUUCUUGAGCUCGAUUACAUAAAUGUUUUCCAAAAGCGCUCGGGAUCAGCGUUUACUUCCACUGAGACCAAAGAAGGAAAAGACAGACCUGGGUUUAUGAUCUACUUGAACAAUAUAGACAUCAGUUGCGAUUAUGUUAUGAAGCUGGCGGAGGAGCUGGAUGUGGAAGUGGAGCACCUGUUCGGGUCAAACGAUGAUUUGUCCUUGGAGAAAAUCCGAUCAUGUCUGGCAGUGCUGUCUGAAUACGCUGGCAGUUUCCGAAAUAUACUCAAGACAUGGAUAGACAACUUGUUCAAGCAACAGAUAAAACCUCGGCUACGAUCAGCUCUGCAUCAAGCAUACGCUGACAUUAAGUACGUUUUAACUGACGAUGAGUACGCCGCGCAAGAGGCGGAUGAGUACUUUGUAAAGCGUUUCGUUGCUGGCUUGGGGAAGAUCAUUCGACCUUACCAGAAAUCAUAUUCCGAGUGGAACUAUAAUCAAACCAUGAUAUUUCUGAUCGAUUACGUAGCGAAAGAUUGGGAAAGGUACCUGUAUGAAAACCUCAAGUUCAACCAGUUUGGGGCGUUGCUGUUCGAUAAGGAUCUCCGAGCAGUUAGUUCGUACCUGUCCUCGGUAACCCAGUGGCCAACGAGAGAUAGGUUCACGCGGCUAAAUCAAAUCUCCACAUUGUUGAACCUGGACAACCUCAUGGAAAUUUAUGACAUGUGGGGAAAAUCAGGUCCAAUAACCUGGCGAUUGACACUCAAAGACGUGCGGAAGGUGUUGGCAUUAAGGGUCGAGUUUAGCGCAGAUGACAUCGCGAAGUUAAAAUUGUAAAUAAUAACAUUAUCAUAUACAACCCAAAGAAGCAUACAAGCCUCUUCGCAUAUCA
Messenger RNA from Spizellomyces punctatus DAOM BR117, 2384 nucleotides. RefSeq names its product Golgi transport complex subunit COG4. The transcript has 13 exons. The record is from RefSeq and is a predicted model, not a curated record. The annotation marks the transcript as partial. Lineage: Eukaryota; Fungi; Chytridiomycota; Chytridiomycetes; Spizellomycetales; Spizellomycetaceae.